AUGGUACUGCCACAUGAUGCAUAUCAUGGUUCUCUGAGCUUGGAUAAAUCCAGUUUAUGCAAUAACAUCCCAACUAAAUUAGAUGACAUUGCUCAAGUGAACAUUGUAGAGGAUUUUGAUAACCGACCUUCCAAAAAGGCAAAAAUUUCCGAAUCAGGUGUUCUGGAGCCAUCACCUAGGUCACCAACUAUGUCAACAUCUUCUCCAGGUUCAGAGUGUUUUGAAUCAAUUGUGCCGGAAUCAGAUAAUCAGAUGAAUCAUGAUACAUUAUCAUCACCUAGAUCGACAAUAUCUCCUGUUUUUCCAUUACAUGAUGUUAAGGAACCAGAUUCACAUAAAGAGAUCAAAGUUUAUGAUUAUCUCCCACAAGACUAUACAUUGACCGACCAUGAUCUAUGUGCUCAUAUAGCAAUAGAAUCAUCUUUGAGAAAAGAAUUGCUGGUUCAGAUAGAUGGAAGUUCUGUCUUGCAACAUCAGUUGAUGUGCCUGCUAGAUAAAAAAGAGUGGGUAAAUGAUGAUGUGAUCAAUGCAUAUGUAUGUUGUAUAAAGGACCAAAUACAUCUCCAGAAUGAUAAUAAAGUAUAUUUUGAGAGUCCAUUUGUUACCUCACUAUUUAAACGAGAUGACACCCUUGGAAUACAAGAAGAUAGUGCCUUCAUGACAGAGACUGUCCUCAAAUAUAUGCAGCAUGACAUGAUUAAACUUCCAAUAAAUGCCAGCAACACACAUUGGUAUCUAGCUGUUGUGAAUACAAAAAAACGUGAAGUUCAAGUACUAGACUCAUUAUGCUGGAAUUCUGACAGAGAUGAUCUCGCUAAUACGCUACGAGGAAUACAAUUUCAUUUGGACCUUCUUAAAAGUCAAAAUUUGGUAAGCGACGAUUGGAAAGACAUUGAUCUUACUGAAUGGAAGAUCACAGAACAAUUACAAAAGGCAAUUCAAAAAUAUAGUUCUUCAUGUGGUUUAUUUAUGGUUAAAUUUAUGGAAUAUUUCACCGGAUGUGCACUAUCCUACCCAAUUACACAGGAAAUGAUUACUUCUUUCAGGUUUAAGUUAGCUAGCAUACUAUUAUGUUGGAAAACAAACACUGCAGCAAUGACUACAAUCGUUGAAGAAAGUGACGAUGACACCAAGGGAGAUCCUGAUGAUGUUCAAAUAUUGGAAAGUUUAGAUGAUUAAAAAAAAACAAAACAAAAAUUACCAUUAUCUGUUGAAAAUAAAUACAGAUCACUAAUAUCAGUUCUUUCUAAUAUGACCUUACAUGAGUUAACAGCUGGACUCUGUAGCUUCAUUAAAUCAAUCAAUUACACCGAGAUUUUAGAGUAAGUCAUUUUAAAUUAGUAUUGCAAUUGUAAAGUAUGUUACUUGUUUUCUUAAUGGUUUAUUUUCUUACUUUGUAUCAUGAUCAGGAAAGUAUGGAUCCAUAGUUCAAAACCAUAUCCAAUUAGCUUGUCUCUAAAAAAAACUACAAGGAAUGCUAAAGGAUGAUUUACCCAUGGACCGAGAUUGCUUUAAUUUGAUCGUACGGAAGAUUAUGUUGGAUGACAUCCAAACGACACAAAAAAAAGCAAUUGAUAGCAAAGCAUU
Molecule: messenger RNA, 1587 nt
Organism: Aegilops tauschii subsp. strangulata
Lineage: Eukaryota; Viridiplantae; Streptophyta; Magnoliopsida; Poales; Poaceae
Source: RefSeq, a predicted model, not a curated record